Messenger RNA from Aegilops tauschii subsp. strangulata, 1026 nucleotides. NCBI's taxonomy places the organism in Eukaryota, Viridiplantae, Streptophyta, Magnoliopsida, Poales, Poaceae. The record is from RefSeq and is a predicted model, not a curated record.
AUGCAUCAGAUGGAUGUGUCGAACGCGUUCUUGCAUGGCCAUCUCUCGGAGCAGGUCUUCUGUCAGCAGCCUACUGGCUUUGUCGACGCGGCUCGUCCUGACCACGUGUGCUUGCUCUCCCGCUCCUUAUACGGGUUGAAGCAGGCCCCUCGAGCCUGGUACCAGCGGAUCACCGGCUUCCUUCAGCAGCUUGGGUUCCGAGCUACUCGCUCCGACGCCUCGCUGUUUGUCUACCACCAGGCUCCGGCGACUGCUUACCUGCUCCUCUACGUCGACGACAUCAUCUUGACGGCCUCCUCGCAUAUUGCUCGCCUCAGCGCCGAGUUCGCCAUUAAGGACCUCGGCCCGUUGCACUACUUCCUCGGUAUUGAGGUGGUACGCCGCACCGACGGGUUCUUUCUACGCCAGCAGCAGUAUGCGCAGGACCUUCUUGAGCGGGCGGGCAUGCUUAACUGCAAGCCCGUCCCCACGCCUAUCGACACGAAGACCAAGGUUUCUGCGCUCGACGGCUCACCCGCGCCGGAUGCGGCGUUCUACCGCUCCAUCGUCGGCGCCCUUCAGUACUUGACACUCACUCGGCCGGACCUACAGUACGCCGUCCAGCAGGUGUGUCUCCAUAUGCACGCCCCUCGCGACACUCACUGGAACCUGGUGAAGCGGAUUCUUCGGUACAUCCGCGGCACCACGGCUCUGGGUCUUACGUUGACGGCCUCGCCCUCGACCGACCUUGUAGCCUACAGUGACGCCGAUUGGGCCGGCUGUCCGGACACCCGUCGCUCUACUUCCGGCUAUUGCGUCUACCUGGGGCCCUCGCUCAUAUCGUGGUCAUCUAAACGACAACCGACGGUAUACCGCUCCAGUGCCGAGGCUGAGUAUCGUGCUGUGGCCAAUGCCGUCGCCGAGUGCUCGUGGCUCCGGCAGCUUCUCCAGGAGUUGCUUCUUGAUGUUCCGAAGGCCACCAUUGUCUACUGUGACAAUGUCUCUGCAGUCUACCUCUCCGCCAACCCCGCAUAUGGCACCGCCUAA